Solanum tuberosum (potato) is the source of this 2497-nucleotide messenger RNA. RefSeq names its product ATP-dependent DNA helicase 2 subunit KU80. Gene Ontology annotation, biological process: telomere maintenance; double-strand break repair via nonhomologous end joining; DNA recombination. Gene Ontology annotation, molecular function: double-stranded DNA binding; telomeric repeat DNA binding; DNA helicase activity. The transcript has 12 exons. Lineage: Eukaryota; Viridiplantae; Streptophyta; Magnoliopsida; Solanales; Solanaceae. Gene Ontology annotation, cellular component: nucleus; Ku70:Ku80 complex. The coding region runs from base 173 to 2305 and encodes 710 amino acids. The record is from RefSeq and is a predicted model, not a curated record.
AAGAAAAAGGGGAGCCAACGUGUGAAUUCCCCCUUUCUUGAAUUUUCAAAUACUUAAUUGGAGAAGCACUAUGUGAAAAUUCCAGUGCAAGUUUUGAGAAACUGCGAAGUAUUCAACUAAGGGCGCGGGAAGAAGAAGAACCAAACAGCCCUGAACGUUCAUUUCCCUUCUAAUGGCCCGUAAUAAGGAAGCGGUAGUGUUGGUAAUUGAUGUGGGUCCUUCCAUGCACUCAGUUUUACCUGAGAUUGAAAAAGUUUGCUCAUUGUUGAUACAGAAGAAGCUGGUUUUCAGCAGAUAUGAUGAAGUGGGGUUUGUCUUGUUUGGAACUGCAGAUACCAAGAAUGAAUUGAAAGAGGAAAUAGGAGGAUAUGAACAUGUGACAGUUCUGCGAAAUAUCAAAGUUGUAGAUGAAGAUCUUGUUGAUGCUCUGGAAAAACUUCCACGAGGAAGUGUUCCUGGAGAUUUUCUUGAUGCGAUUGUUGUUGGUAUGGACAUGCUCAUUAAGAAGUUUGGACAAACCAACAAGGCAAAGAAACGUCUUUGCCUUAUUACAAAUGCUGUUUCUCUCAUCAAAGAUCCAUUUGAAGGAACAAAGGAAGAUCAAGUAAACACCAUUGCUACACAGAUGACAGCACAAGGCAUGAAGAUGGACUGUGUAAUUGUCAGAAUGAAACAAGAUUGGGAAACAAGUAGGAGAAUUAUGGAAGAAAAUGAUUUUCUAAUGUCAGUAUUCUCGAAUAAAUCUUCCUCAAAAGUAGUAUAUGUGGAAAGUCCAACUUCUUUAUUAGGUGCACUUAGAACGCGUAAUAUAUCGCCAGUCACGAUAUACAGAGGUGAUUUUGAAAUUGGUGCCCAAUUGAAGAUCAAGGUAUGGGUUUACAAGAAAACAUCUGAAGAGAAGUUUCCUACCCUGAAAAAGUACUCCGAUAAGGCUCCUUCCACUGAUAAAUUUGCUACUCAUGAAAUCAAGGUUGAUUACGAAUAUAAAAGCAUAGAAGACCCUAAUAAAGUUGUGCCACCAGAACAGAGGAUUAAAGGUUUUCAGUAUGGACCUCAAGUAGUUCCUAUAUCCUCUGCUGAGUUGGAGGCUGUAAAGUUCAAACCAGAGAAAAGUGUGAAGCUACUAGGAUUCACAGAUGCUUCAAACGUAAUGCGGCAUUACUACCUGAAAGAUGUAAAUAUCUUCAUAGCCGAACCUGGCAACAAAAAAGCCAUCCUUGCACUUUCUGCUUUGGCAAGGGCAAUGAAGGAAAUGAACAAAGUAGCAAUUGUCCGAUGUGUAUGGAGGCAAGGACAGGGUAAUGUUGUUGUUGGGGUCCUUACACCAAAUGUCUCUGACAAGGAUAUUACUCCUGAUUCAUUUUACUUCAAUAUUCUUCCCUUUGCUGAGGAUGUUCGGGAGUUUCAGUUUCCUUCUUUCAGCAAUCUGCCUUCAUCAAUGCAGCCAAAUGAAAAGCAACAAGACGCAGCAGAUAAAUUGGUUCAGAUGUUGGAUCUUGCACCACCUGGAAAACAGGAAGUGUUACCACCUGACUUUACACCUAAUCCUGUUCUAGAGCGUUACUACCGCUAUCUUAACCUGAAGUCAAAGCAUCCAGAUGCUGCUGUUCCUCCACUUGAUGAAACCCUCAGAAAGAUAACAGAACCUGAUGUUGAGCUUCUUUCUCGAAACAAGUCCAUCAUAGAGGAACUCCGUAGGUCUUUUGAACUAAAAGAUAAUCCAAAGCUGAAAAAAUCAGCAAGAAGAAUAAAAGAGAGACCUUCAGGAUCAGAUGAGGAAAGAGGAGAGUUCGACAAAGAUGCUGAUGUCAAAGCUAUAGACUCAAUGGAAUACUCAGCCAAAACAGAAGUUGAGAAAGUUGGAGACGUUAAUCCUGUCAAAGACUUUGAGGAGAUGAUGUCUCGAAGAGAUAAUCCAAAAUGGAUUAGUAAGGCCAUUCAGGGUAUGAAAAAUAAGAUCUUUGAUCUUGUGGAGAAUUCUUGUGAAGGAGAUACAUUUCAUAAAGCAUUGCAAUGUUUAGUGGCUCUACGCAAAGGUUGUAUCCUUGAGCAGGAACCAAAGCAGUUCAAUGAUUUCCUGUGCCACCUGUCUAAAUUUUGCCAAGAAAAAGACCUGAGAAGUUUCUGUCUAUAUCUCACAUCUCAUGAAUUCACUUUUAUAACCAAGGCAGAAGCUCCAGACAGUGAAAUUCCAGAACACGAGGCUAGAAGCUUUAUGGUCAAGCCUGAACUUGACUCGCAAAAUAUGAAAUCAGAGGCUAAAGCAGAGGAUGAUAUUAUGAGUAUAUACCUGGGUGGGAAGUAGAAAAGGAAACCUAGAGAUGCAUGUUGUGUGAUGUACAGGCAAUCAGCAUUUUCAGCAAGAAUGACAGUGUAAACUUAAAGAGAUCUUAUUUUUGAGGUUUCUGUUGAAGAUUGAAUCUUAGACCUCAAUCAGCUUCAUUUUGUUACUCCAUCCUCAAGUUGUUUGUUUGGUUGUUCAAAGGCCUUUCUUUUA